Callorhinchus milii (elephant shark) is the source of this 1594-nucleotide messenger RNA. It is a transcript of the gene klhdc3l, whose product is annotated as ras guanine nucleotide exchange factor F. Bases 251 to 1594 code for a protein of 447 amino acids. The record is from RefSeq and is a predicted model, not a curated record. Gene Ontology annotation, molecular function: protein binding. Gene Ontology annotation, cellular component: Golgi apparatus. The transcript has 8 exons. Lineage: Eukaryota; Metazoa; Chordata; Chondrichthyes; Chimaeriformes; Callorhinchidae.
AUCGAAUGCGAGGAUUAUUAUUAUUAAUAUUAUUAUCAUUAUCGUCAAUCUGAGUCCUCCCUUUGAAGCCGGAUCCUUUUCAAUUGUCCAAACGAACCAGUUGCUGGAUUUUUAUAGCUUUCUCCCAUAUUCUAGAACCCAGUGAUUUUGAACACCAACUCUCUAGCCUUCCAGCUAACUGGCGCUGAAAAGCAGCGGCGGGAUUCAUGUUUCGCGUCUCCGCACGUCCGCUGAUCCAUGGGGUACUAACAUGCCAGCUCGUGCCAACCCCCCUCGAUCGAACUUUCUGCGGCAUCUGAGCAGCGUGCUGGGCUGGGAAGGAACAUGGUGGCCAGCCGUCAGAUGUCUGUCUGAGCAAUACCUGGAUGUGACUGCAUCGAGCAGGAUUAUGGACAUAGGGCUAUCGGCGUGGCGGCAACUCCCCCAGUGCGGACCGGCCCCAGAAGAACGUUGUAAACACGCUUGUUGCGUCUUCAAAGGAUACAUGUACCUCUUCGGGGGUCGAAGGCAAAACGGGCUGAAGGACUUUUGGAGGUACAGCGUUGUUCAGAAUAAAUGGGAAAAAUUGGAUCAGGCAGAAGGCACUGCCCCUGAAGAACUAGAAGAGCCCUCACUGGUGGCACACGAGGGCGUCCUCUACGUGUUUGGUGGGAUGAUGGAUUCUGCCUACACCCAAGGAAAGACCCCUCUCUGGAUGUACGACAUUGGUGCAAGCAGAUGGACACACUGGCACAAGUUAUCCUCAACUGACACAGAGAAACAGGCGCCCAUUAACAGGAGAGAGCACAGCGCAGUGGUGUUCGAAGCUAAGAUGUAUAUUUACGGAGGUUACGUCGAUAUCAAGGGACCGUCGCAAGAGUUUUGGAGUUUUACUUUCGAGCUGGAGGAAUGGCGCCCGGUGCUCAGCUCCUCGGCUGAGAUCAGCCCCGGGCCUCGCUACAGCCAUUCCGCCAUCGUCUACCGGACCGGAAUGUACUUGUUCGGAGGUCUCGUGGGCCUCAUGGAGCAGAGCGACUUUUGGAGGUGGGAUUUCGACAGCAACACCUGGUCCCGGAUCAAAGCACGUUGUGGUCCUCAGCAGCUGGUGGGCCACUCCGCCGUGGUGUACCAGGACAGCAUGCUGAUCUUCGGUGGGGGCCGCAACCACAAGUCGGCCGACAACAGCCUGUGGAAGUUCCAGCUGACGACCCGGAGCUGGGAGAGGCUGACCCCGGCCACGGACAGGGCCCCCCCGGCCAGGAUCUACCACUGCACCAUCGGGGCGGGCCCGGGCUUCUCCCCCGCCGCCCGGGGGCUACCGACCGCCAGCACCAACGGCCCCCCGGAGGAACCGGACCGCUCCCCUAUCCACCCUCCCCUGCCUGACGACCAUGACGACGACAGCGGGAUCGAGAUGACGACCUUCCGGAUGUGCUCGGGCCCACCCCCAGAGGAAGGCCCCGCGCAAGCGGACCUCGGGGAGCCCGGGGGCCCCCCCCCACCGACCGACAGCCUCCCGGAGGUGCUGCUGGUGGUGGGCGGGAAGCCCCUCUCCGAACACAAGUUCAUCUCCAUGUGGCAGAUGAAACUGUGCGAGAGGUUCUUGAAGUCCUAA